AUGCAUUUGGGAAUCAACGAUGUGCAUCCUUUCUGCCAGAUCGAGCUCAAGGACAGAGCUUCUGUGCAAGACCUGUUAAGGGCUGUUCUCGACCCCUUGGAGCCUUUUUUCUCCACGCACAAGGCUCGGGUCAACUGUCCCGGCAACACUGCCGUCCCAUUUGACCAAAGUGCUUCUGAACUCGAAGGCUUCGCGCGUCCCCUAUGGGGUUUGACCUUCCUGCUUGGCGGCCAUGGCGAAUAUCACGGCACAGACUGGUGGAUCCAGGCUUACAAGUCUGGAACCGACCCAAAACACCCAGAGUAUUGGGGCUAUCCGACAGAAAAUGACCAACGCCUUGCCCUAGCCGAGGCGAAUGUUAUCUGGGACAGCUUGUCCCAGAAGGAGAGGCAGAACGUGGAAGCAUGGCUAGGGAAUUCAAUCAACGAAAGAAGGCUGAAGAAGAACGGCGGCAAGUUCUCGCAGGACAGGAUUGAUAGUGAUAUCAAGCACCUAGAUUCCUUCUACCGUGGAGAUGGUUGGUCUAAUGAUGGACCAGAGGGAAUUAAUCAAAUGGACUACUACUCUUCCAGUUUUGCUAUCCAAUUCCUCCAGCUUCUAUACGCCAAGGUUGCCGGCGAUGAAGACCCCGAGCGAGCUGCAGAGUUCAAGAAGCGAGCACAGAUAGCAGCUCUAGACCUUGUACACUAUUACGACAAUGGGGGUAGAGCUAUCCCAUACGGCCGUAGCAUGGGCUACCGAUUUGCUAUAAUAUCUUUCUGGGGCGCCUUGGCCUAUGCGAAUGUCGAACUACCAGCUCCUCUUACUUGGGGUAAAGGUGAUCAUGUUAUUGAUGCCAAAGAUGUCACUUCAACUCUACACGGCAUUCUACAUACUCAGAGGUCCAUCAUCAAAGAUGUAUAUGGGAGCGAGACAGGCGAAAACCCAGAGGUUCUCGCCCUAUAUAAAGAAGUGCUUACACAAUAUGAUCAGGGCCUCGAAAUCCCGGACGAUGUCACUCUACUCUUUGCAGAUGGCAACCAGGGAAGUAUUCGUCGGGUGCUCGUUGGCGAUGAAAAAAGUCGAUCGGGAGGAGCCGGAAUAUAUUACCACUUUGAGUUUGUUGGUCAUCCACGGAGUUACAAAUGGCUCAACAGCAAUCACUUGCCCAAAGCGUGGCAACAGCUCGACGAAGCAUACAACAAUGGUGUCGACCGUAUUUGGAUAUUCAACGUUGGCGAUAUCAAGCCAAUGGAGUCUUUUUUUGACGCAUUCAUCGAUAACACUUUCUCUCUCAGCACUGCGGAUUCCAAAGAAUGCUCGCAACUCUUCUUCGAAUAUGACCAGUUGAUGGGUCUCGGAAAACACGAGUGUAUUGAAGACGAUACGUUCUCUGUUAUCUACUACGACGAGGUGGACACUGUUCUACGACGAUGGUCUGAUCUGCUGGGUAGAUCAACUCUCAUCUAUGAGAAGGUACCGGCUGAUUUGAAGCCCGCCAUCUAUCAACUAAUACACCACCCAAUCAAGGCAACGCAGAUCUACAUCGCCUUGAGGGUGGCACUGGGGAAGAACAAGCGUUUCGCAGAACAGCGCCGGACAAUUGCCAACAAAUAUGCCCAGGAAGUCCUCCGCCUCUUUCAACCAGAUUUUGACUUGUCCAACUAA
Molecule: messenger RNA, 1647 nt
Organism: Clonostachys rhizophaga
Lineage: Eukaryota; Fungi; Ascomycota; Sordariomycetes; Hypocreales; Bionectriaceae
Source: the annotation of a GenBank genome assembly